GCUGACACCGUCCCGAGUGUAUCAAUCUGUCUUGCCAUCAUGACCUUUGCUUCUCUGUCUCGCUGUGCGCGCCCGUCACCGUUGCGGUUUGCUCGUCAUCUGAGCACUUACAAACCGGACAUCGAGGCCGUCAAGAAGCUGCGCGCUGAGUCGCAGGCUCCGCUCAAGGAUGUUCGCAAUGCUCUGGCUGCUACAGAGGGUGAUUUCCCAGCUGCCUUCGAGUGGCUGCGCAAGAAGGGUAUUGCUUCAGCUAGCAAGAAAUCCGGUCGCCAAACGGCUGAAGGCCUUGUUUCCGUCAAGGUGGCCGACAGCGGUCUGGCUGCCGCAAUGGUGGAAGUCAACAGCGAGACGGACUUCGUGGCCAUGAACGACAAGUUCCAGGCCCUUGUCAGUAGCGUGGCUGGUGCGUUGGCCGAUGCUUCAGCCUCGGAGAUCGUGACUCAGCUGCCCACCGAUAAGCUGGCGCUCGUGGAGGUGGACGGUGCCACUGUGGCCGAGAAGGUGCCCGAACUGGUGGGCGUCGUCGGCGAGAACGUUGUGGCUAACCGCGCCGUGCAGUUCCAGCUCAAAGAGGGAACGAUCUGCAGCUACCUGCACAACGUGGCUGCGCCUGGGCUCGGCCGUGCUGGUGCGCUUGUGGCUCUGCAGUUCCCGUCCAAGUCGGCGUCGGCCGAGCAGGUGGCCGGUGUGAAGGAGCUUGGUCACCGUCUGGCCAUGCACAUUGUGGCCGCCAAGCCGCGCUUCCUGUCGCGCGAGACCGUUCCGGAGGCGCUGGUGGAGAAGGAGCGCGCAUUCCUGGCCGACCAGGUCAAGGACUCGGGCAAACCUGCACACAUCGUCGCCAAGAUGACGGAGGGCCGAUUGAACAAGUUUUUCGGCGAGUUUACGCUGCUGGAGCAGGACCACUUCAUUGAAGAGGGCAACCCCAAGGUUGGCGCUUUUGUUGCCGAGCAGGCCAAGAAGCUGGGCGUUGACGUGUCUGUUGCUGCUUACGAGCGCUUCGAGGUCGGCGAGAGCAAGGAGGAGGCGAAGGUGGAUUGCGCAUGA
Phytophthora infestans T30-4 is the source of this 1047-nucleotide messenger RNA. RefSeq names its product elongation factor Ts, putative. Gene Ontology annotation, molecular function: translation elongation factor activity; protein binding. The record is from RefSeq and is a predicted model, not a curated record. Gene Ontology annotation, biological process: mitochondrial translational elongation. NCBI's taxonomy places the organism in Eukaryota, Oomycota, Peronosporomycetes, Peronosporales, Peronosporaceae. The transcript has a single exon. The coding region runs from base 40 to 1047 and encodes 335 amino acids. Gene Ontology annotation, cellular component: mitochondrial matrix.